AUGCUCUCCUCCGAUCCGGACUCUGCGGAGGACACAGCGGCCGAUGCUCCCAAUGAUGCUGAGGAAGAGGAGCAGGAGGAGGAGGAGGAGGACGAGGAAUCACCGGCUGAGAGUGAUGUCCCGGAGGAGCAGCGUCCAGUGAAGCAGUCCCUGGGUGCUUGUGUCUGCAGGGAGUCCCACUGGCGCUGCCUGCUGCUCUCUCUGCUCAUGUACAGCUGCCUGGGCGCCGUGGCCUGGUGUCGCCUGACCCGCGUCACUAAAAUCCGCUUCAACUCCACCCUCGUCUCCUCCUUCACGGCCACCUUCACCUCCUCCCUGCGGGGGGCCUCUGGGAUGGGCGUGGGGGGACACACGAUGAUCUACCAUGAGAGCCCCUGCUCUGAUGGCUACAUCUACAUCCCUCUGGCCUUCCUGCUCAUGCUCUACGUCUUAUACAUGGUGGAGUGCUGGCACUGCAGGGCCAGGAGCGAGCUGCAGAGCAAAGCAGACGUGGACAGUGUGUAUGAGCGCGUGCUGCGCAUGAGACUGGCCACGCCUUGCAUAUGGUGGAAGGCCAUCAGCUACCACUUUGUCAGACGGACUCGACAGGUCACUCGAUACCGUAACGGGGACGCCUACACCACCAUGCAGGUGUACCGUGAGAGGGUGAACACCCAUGUGGCUGAGGGGGAGUUUGACUACAGCCACUGUGGCAUGAAAGACAUAUCACGUGACCUCAGGGGCUUGGAGGGACAUCCGGCCACUCGCUUGCGUUUCACCAAGUGUUUCAGCUUCACAGAGGCCGGCCCAGAAAACGAUUACCUCAACCAGAGAGCCAGGUUCUUCUCGGAAAUCGAGGGUUUGGACGAUUACAUGGAGGCCAGGGAGGGAAUGCAGCUGAAGAAUGUGGACUUCAGAGACAACCUGAUAGCUUACGUAGACCCAGAUAGGAUGCCUUGGUACACCUCCGAGGCUGUUUUCUGGCUGGCAGCUCUGCUGAUGCUGUCCUGGCCUCUGAGGGUGCUCAUAGAGUACCGCACUGCUUAUGUGCACUACCGCAUAGAGAAACUAUUUGGGUUAGAGUACAGCCACAGCAGCCCCUCUCCUCUAGAUGAAGACAGGCCUUUGGGGAAUAAUCCUGGCUGUGCUAUUCCCAGAGUCAACACCCUGGACAGCUCCGAGAUGGAGUGGCACAUCCGCUGCAACCGUCAGCUGAUUCCCAGCUACUCAGAGGCCAUGCUGAUCAACAUGAGCACAGCAGACUCAAACUCCUUACAAGACACUGAAUGCACCUCGUCCUCAAACUGCUUCCUUGUGGACAGCAGCCAGACGGCUCAGAGCUACGGCGCCCUGCAGAGCCCCGAGGACUGCGAGCAGUGCAGGGAGCUGGGGGGACGAGGUGACGGAGGAGGCAGGAGGAGGACCAUCACCAGCUCCAGCUGCUCCUCCCUCUUCUCCUGCCGGGGAGCGCUGCUGCACUCUCACCUCUCCUCGGACACGUCUCGCUUCUCCCUCUGCCGCAUGUACGGCUCCCACCGCACCGUGGCUCUGUGGAGGAGCCGCAGCAGCAACCUGACGGAGCCCUGCUGCGUGGACGAGCAGUGCUGCCGGUCCGACUCCAGCCAGCUGGCUCUCAGCGACAGUCCACCGACUUACAGGGACGCCAGGUUCUUCCCGGUGCUCAUCGUGCAUCGGUCUGAGGGAUGUGGCGGCGAGGAGGGGAGGGAGGUCAGGAGAUAUUACAUACGGAGAGGCUCAUCCUGUGUGGAGACGGCCCUGUGAAGGACAUUAAGACACAUGGACUAUUGAUUAAAUUCAGUAUUGAUGGAUGGUCUGUCACUGUUUGCUGCAUAGACACAGUUUCAAGGGAUAGUUUGGAUUUAAUGAAGCAAGGUACUUAUCAAUAGUCAGUGUAUUAGCUACAGUAAUGCAACAAUUUGAAGAUCAGGCAGGUCUUUUAUGAGACAUAGAAAACACAUUUUAUUUUAAAAACACAAAAUGACUCUCCUCCAGUAGACAACUCAAGUAUAUUGUUAAAAAAAUGACAUUAGACAUUUUUCAGCCCUGUCACAUACCAACAAGUUUCUCCAAACUGCUCGAAAUGAGAUAAUAAGAGAUUUCUGCCAAAGCCAUUCUUUUAAUUCAUGAAAUAGUAUGUGUAUACUAUGCAGUUCCUGAAUCCAUAGAGUCCUGUCGGUUUUCCAGGAUCUGAUUUUUUUGUCCCCGAUGUUGCUAAAUGUCACAGGGCUAAAAUAACUAAUAUAAUUUAGGUGAAAAUUGUGGGAAAAGCCAAGAAGGUCAUCUUUAAAAUUAUACCAAACACAAUAUUAUAAAAACAUUGCUCACUACUGAGCAUGAGCCUAAACUAAGAUACACUAUAGCAUCUAAAUGCUAUUUACUUUAGGGGGUGGUUCACUUCAUGAGCUGGUUACUGGGACUCAGCUGCCACUCAGGAAUGUCUAUCAUACUAAAAUAUCAUUUACAGACAUAGACAUUUUCAAAAAAUGAUGACUAAGUGUUGCCACCUUGAGUGGUACCGACAAGUGAAAUUGUGGGCUCUGACCCAUGGACUACAGGUACAUCUCAAUAAAUUAGAAUAUCAUAAAAAAGUUUAUUUAUGUCAGUAAUUAAAUUCAAAAAGUGGAAACAGCACAUUACAUAGAUCCAUUAAACACAGAAUGAAACAUUUCAUAUCUUAAUUUAUUUAAUUUCUUCUAAUUAUAAUGAUUAUGGCUUACAUUUACUGAAGACCUAAAAUUCAGUGUCUCAAAAAAAAUGUUAUAUUACAAAAGACCAAUUUUUAAUGUUUAAUAUGGAAAUGUUGGCCUCUGAAGAGUAUGUCCAUCUAUAUGACUCAAUACUUGGUUGGGGCUGUUUGACUUGAACUACUGGAAAUGGACUUUUCUAUGAUAUUCUAAUUUAUUGAGACCUGUAUAACGCAGAAGCAAUGUACUGUGGUGGACAGAGGCAGCAAAAUGUAUGUUAGUGUCCUACAAAAGCCCAUCUAAAUAAAUCAAAAGCUGUCUAAUUAGGGCUGGGCGAUAUGGACCAAAAGUCAUAUCCUGAUAUAUUUAGGCUGAAUAUCGAUAUAUGAUAUAUCCCGAUAUAUUUAUUUUAAAGUGAGACAAAGUCAAAGCCAAAUAUGACAUGUGAAGCAAGUAGUUUUAUUGAAACCGUUAUUUAAGUGAACACAAAUACCAUAGAACAAAAGGAGUACCUUUUUUUUAAAAUCAAAGCUCCAUAAAGUGCACA
Centropristis striata (black sea bass) is the source of this 3231-nucleotide messenger RNA. RefSeq names its product transmembrane protein 151B. The transcript is spliced from 2 exons. NCBI's taxonomy places the organism in Eukaryota, Metazoa, Chordata, Actinopteri, Perciformes, Serranidae. The record is from RefSeq and is a predicted model, not a curated record. The coding region runs from base 1 to 1761 and encodes 586 amino acids.